AUGAGAGUAACUUCUGGAUGGUUUCAGUUCUAUGUGAGAAUCUCAGGACUGACCCAGUCUGACUCAGGACGGUACAGAUGUGGUCUGGGUGACUCUUUAUCCUCAGUUUCUUACCAGGACUUCAGACUCGUUGUUGUAGACGCUCUGCUGGAUGGAAACAAAGAUCAUCACGUCUAUAAAGAAGCUGGCAGCUCGCUCACAGUCGCCUGUUCCUUUGGUUCCUCUGGAAAAACCAAAUCCUUCUGCAGAGGAGGACCUGGAGAAAAAGAGGUUCUUGUUCAGACAGGUGGAGUCAAAGAUGAAAAAGGCAGAUAUAGUUUAGAAUAUGAUGAACAGCCUUCAGGAGGAGUUCUGUUGGUGACCAUCACCCAGCUGACCCAGUCUGACUCAGGACGGUACCGAUGUAAACUGGACAGAACUGGUUCAACAAGUUUAGACCUUCAUGUCACCUUCAGAGAUGUCGACCCAUCAGUCUCCACUCCACCAACCACCGUCAGCAUCAGGUCCACUUCAGGAAGCUUCACACCUUCAGCUUCUUCUGAAACCACCAAUGUGACUCAGGACAACACUGUAACAUCUAAAGGUGCAUCCAACCACAGUGUUCUGAUGUUUGUGGGUCUGACUCUGCUCAUCAUCAUCACCAUCUUCCUGCUAUUAGUGGCUCUGCUGGUUUUCUGCACAAAACAACGAGAUAAACAUCACAAAGAAGCUCCUGUACAUGCAGAGCAUUCUGCUGUCACUGAGGGAAUCAGAAUUUAUGAGAAUGUCCAGGUAGACGAUGAACAGUGGAGAUGGGUUGAUGUGGAUAUCUACUCAUCUUACGGCGACACGAUGAACACCAAACCAACAGCAGCUUCUCCGCACAUAGCUAAAAAUGACUCGACUAAAGCCACAUGUGCAGCAGUGAAGCAUUCCAGCAGAAAAGCGGCAUCUGAUCUUAAAGCUUCCUGUGGUACCAUGGCUGUUCUCUACGCUGAGCCUUCUGAGCGUGAAACCAGUGACGAUGAGCCGCUGUACUUCAACACAACUUAGCUUCAGCUCUGCUGCAGCCAUGUUUAUCCCCACAGGUCAGCAGGAAGCUAGAAGCUGAGGUAAUGAUCUGAAACCCAACGGAGGUUUUAUGGAAACAGACGCUGCAGCUCUGCUCCUACAAUCAUCACCGCCAGCAUGCUUCAGAUGGAGCUGAUUAACCUCGGGUUCAUUUGGUCUAGCUUUCUUUUGUUCUCUUAAGAUUCAGAAGAAGAUCAGCUAAGUGUUUAGCAUUUUAAUGUUUCUCAGUCUUCUCCUGCAAUGUGAAGCAAUGAAGGAUUUGUAGUUGUGUUAUCAUCACAACAAUCAGCUGAUUAAACACCCUUUCAUCCCUUGUUCAUGUUAAUGCAGCUGCAGCAGGUCAGAACUCAUGGAAAUGCAUGUUUAUGUCUCCUGCCUAGAGACCAGCAUCUUAACAAUAAGCCUGAUAACAGAGAAGCAUUAACAGAGAUGUUUCUGAGUUGGAUCAUCUUUUUGUGGCGCUGCUGUUUGGUUCCUGCAGUGUAGAGGUCAAAACAUUCAUCCCUGCACUAAGCUGCAGACACCAUCCUGCUGAGCUCAUGUUUGGGUGGUUGAUACAGGGGCAGACCAGUUUCUGUCUGAGAUGUUUUUAGGUUUAAAAUACACUGGAAAGUUGUUCUUCUGUUUUAAACUUUCUGAUUGGACCGGUACCUGUUGCUGCUUGAUUUUACCAUCUGUUCACUGAUAUUUACAGCGUCUCUUACUGUAUAAUAUGUCUUACAUGGAUUUUAUUGUAUUCCAUGUUCUGUGUUUGGUGGUAUGCUUUGACCCCAUAGGACUGCAGAUGGAAAGUAGCCUUGGGCUAAAUCUGGCAUAUUAAGCAUAUUUACAGCCCCAGUAGCUUGUUCGUUAAUAUGCAUUGUCCUGUUUAAAUAAAUAAAUCACAUCAAAUUCACUGUAACUUCUGCUUUAUUGUUCAUGAUUGUUAACUUAGAAC
Messenger RNA from Fundulus heteroclitus (mummichog), 1987 nucleotides. RefSeq names its product polymeric immunoglobulin receptor-like. The transcript is spliced from 8 exons. Gene Ontology annotation, molecular function: transmembrane signaling receptor activity. Gene Ontology annotation, cellular component: plasma membrane. Bases 1 to 1032 code for a protein of 343 amino acids. The record is from RefSeq and is a predicted model, not a curated record. Lineage: Eukaryota; Metazoa; Chordata; Actinopteri; Cyprinodontiformes; Fundulidae.